AUGACUGACACUCCUCUACUGAAUGUUCCCUCCUCAAACCAGAGCGAAAACAAGAGCAACUCAACUAUUUGCCCGGACUUGAAUGACUGGUGGGAAAUCGUGUACUAUAUAGUACCUAAGUAUAUAGACACCAUCUGCAUUAUCGGAAUGCUUGGAAAUCUAUUUGUUCUCCUCACAUAUUCGCUGCACAAGGGCCCCCUGAAGAUAGCUGAAAUCUACCUUAUGAACCUGGCUGUUGCUGAUCUUAUCUUCCUCACGUGCCUGCCUUUCUGGGCAGAGAACAUCAGGAAUAAAUUUAACUGGCCGUUUGGCAAUUUCCUGUGUCGCAGCACCAGCGCAUCCAUUGGCCUAAACACGUACACCAGCAUCUACCUGCUGGUGGCAGUCAGCGUGGAUCGCUACUUGACUUUUGUCCAUACCUUGAACCACAGAGGGAUACGGAGCAAAACUAUGGCCAAAGGGAUCUGCUUGCUCGCCUGGUUCUUCGGCAUCCUUCUCAGCGUCCCAACCUUUACCUUUCGGACCGUGAAACACUUUCCCCUGUGGAAUAUUUCAGCGUGCACUUUAGACUUCCCCAGCCCAUCGUGGGUACCAGCUGAAAGGCUGGUGUUCAACAUAGUGGGGUUUGCGUUGCCAUCGACAGCAAUCGUCUUCCUUAAUUUCUCUACCAUUCGCUCCCUACAAAAAAAUACAAGAGAGCGAAGAGCGCUCCGAACAAAGAGCUGCAAGGAGCACAAAGGCACAAAGGCUACCAGGUUGAUCUUCGCAGUGGUGCUGAUGUUUCUUUUGUGCUGGACUCCUUACCAUUUUUUUGUAUUCCUUGAUAUAUUAUACCAGAGAGAAGUGAUUAAAGGCUGCUUCUGGGAGGAACUGCUCAACUUUGGUGAGCAGUUUGGUUACACUCUGGCUACCACCAACAGUUGCAUUAACCCUGUGAUUUAUGUCAUUGUUGGGAAAUACUUCAGGCAAAAGGCUUUAGAAGUUUUUUUGCAGUUUAUCCCCUGCGGAUGUCCUUUGAGCUGUGUAUCGUUCAAAGAAAAGUCUUCAUAUUUCAACAUGUUUCCAGUCAGGAGUAGUUUAACCUAA
Molecule: messenger RNA, 1086 nt
Organism: Charadrius vociferus (killdeer)
Lineage: Eukaryota; Metazoa; Chordata; Aves; Charadriiformes; Charadriidae
Gene: BDKRB1
Product: bradykinin receptor B1
Exons: 1
Coding region: 1-1086 (361 amino acids)
Biological process (GO): G protein-coupled receptor signaling pathway; response to mechanical stimulus; inflammatory response
Cellular component (GO): membrane
Molecular function (GO): bradykinin receptor activity
Source: RefSeq, a predicted model, not a curated record